Messenger RNA from Chiloscyllium plagiosum (whitespotted bambooshark), 531 nucleotides. Lineage: Eukaryota; Metazoa; Chordata; Chondrichthyes; Orectolobiformes; Hemiscylliidae. The record is from RefSeq and is a predicted model, not a curated record.
GAGCGCCCCCUGGCGGCGGGAGGACCGCGGUGUUUCUCCGGGAGAGGGUGAGGUCGGAGCGGAGUUGCCGCGCGGGCCGCAGUGUUGGCAGUGACGGGUCAGAGCCAUGGGAGACAGCGAUGACGAGUACGAUCGGAGGCGCCGGGAUAAAUUCCGUCGGGAACGGAGCGACUACGACCGUUCCCGAGAGCGAGACGACCGACGGAGAGAUGAUUGGAACGACAGAGAGUGGGACAGAGGGAGAGAGCGGAGGAGCCGUGAGUACAGGGACUAUGACCGAGGCAGAAGGGAGCGGUUCUCUCCCCCACGACAUGAGUUGAGCCCUCCCCAGAAACGGGUGCGAAGGGAAUGGGAUGACCAUGUCGCUGACCCAUAUCAUGCCGGCUAUGAGAUGCCAUACGGUGGUGGGGGUGGUCCCAGCUACGGUCCCCCUCAGCCCUGGGGUCCCCCUGAUCUGCACAUGAUGCAGCAACACCACGGCAUCCCCAUCCAGGCCAGGUGAGGUUAUACACGGGGCUACACCACUGGGAU